GUCCCACAACCCCUUUGCUCUAUGAGACAUCCAAUAUAAAAAACAGGACGUGAAUUUUGAAACAUGAGUUUUCAUCGAGCUUUGGUUCAUCAGCUUGAAGUCUUAUUACAGGGUCAUGAAGUCUUCUAUCCUGUUCUUGUUUGGAGUGUUUCUGAGCUAUGGCACCAGCUGCCCUGAUGUCUGUGAGUGUACUGCAGAAGGCAGGGUGAGAUGCAGUGGGAACUUUACAAAUGUACCUUCGUUCAUGCCUCUCCACACCUACUAUGUGGAGUUGAAAAAAACCAGGAUACAAAACCUAACUGAAAGAAGUCUUCUUAACCUGCCUCUAGUACUUCGCCUCAGUAUAACGCAGAACCCUCUCCAAGUAAUCCACCCAGAAGCAUUUUAUCCUGUGCCUCAGCUUCUUUCCCUGAAGUUAUCUUUCAACAAAAUCUCUAAUCUGUCAAGCCAGGUUUUCAGUAAUCUUGCCAGUCUUGAACAAUUAUACAUUGAUAACAACAAAUUGGAUUCUCUAAAGCCAGAAUGGUUUGACACACUCACAAAUCUAACUCAGCUGGAUGCCAGCAGAAACUUUCUCACUCAUCUGGAUAGAAAUAUUUUUGAAAAACUUACCAAGCUAUGGUUCCUAAACCUAGGAAAGAAUUUUUUGAGCAAAUUACCGGAUGGUGUGUUCAGCUCUUUAAUUAAUCUAGAGCACCUUCUUGUUUAUGAAAACCAACUUGAGAUUCUCAGUUCUGAAACCUUUAAAAGUCAAACCAAACUGCGUGUACUCAAACUUUUCAAAAAUAGGAUCAGUUGCAUCCCACCUCAGUUGUUCUGGCCUCUGUCCAAUCUUGAAAUUCUUAGUAUAUCCUCCAAUAAACUGCACUAUUUCCCAGAAGAAACCUUUUACUCUCUACCUCAUAUCACCACACUCAAUCUCUUUAAAAAUCCUCUUGUAUUCUUACCAGAUCAACUCAUUGGACACAUGCCAAAACUUAAGGAAUUUAUCCUGUAUUCUACUAAUCUUAUCACUGUACCAAAUAAUCUUUUUUAUAAUAUGUCUGGAUUGGAAAAACUCUCACUCAACUAUAAUCCAAAGCUGCAUCACUUACCAAAGGAUAUAUUCUGUUGUCUUCCCAAACUUAGAAGGCUUUCUUUACAAAGAAAUGACUUAGAGUUUCUGGAUCCUGAUCUUUUUGUUAACCUGAGUAAUCUUUCUACACUGAUUAUUCACUCCAACAAGCUUCACCAGCUGUCAAACAACAUUUUUCACAGUCUUACAAAGCUUUCAGAAGUUCAACUGCAUGGGAACCAUUUUAAAAACCUUCCUAGCAGUGUUCUUUCCAGUGUAGUUGCCCUAAGGAAUGUCUCCCUGAAAGACAACCCAUGGAAUUGUAACUGCAGGAUUCUUGACCUUGCAGGAUGGAUAAGUCACCAUCGGACUUUGGUUCAAGAUUAUGAGCAUGUUUCCUGCUAUAUACCAUCAUAUUUAUUGGAGAAAACAGUUGGCUCAAUGAACUCUAUAUUACUCCAGUGCGAAGUCACCGAAAACCCUCCCAUUAAAAUUAGCAGUACAACCUCUAGUACUUCACCCUCAGUACAAACAUCAUCUCACAGCUUCCAAGUUGAGGGUGACCAAUUGACAGACAUAGUUAUCAUUAGUAUUUGGAAGACUACCUCAGCAACUCCACAAAUGUCAUCAUCCAUGGACUUGGUCCAUCAGUCCACAACUGAGGAUUCUCUGUCAUACAGCCCUUCUUAUACUUUUUAUGACACAGUCAUUCUUGAGGCAGAGCCAGAUAUCGUGCAUAAUAGCCGCCUGAAUCGCUUGGUUUUUCUGUGGACACUACCCACCAGUGGCACCUACAGUAAAUUUCUAAUUUCUUUGCAGAUCUUAUUGAUAACUAUGGGGGCUGCUUUGAUUGUGGCAGGUGUCUGCGUAUUUCAGUAUGUGCAGAGCUUCACUGAAAAGUUCAAUCAUGUUUAAAUCUGAUGAUUGGAGAAGCAAAGGAAGGAGUUGGACCGAAGAGAGGUUUGCGAAGGUAUCAGUAGCUUUUUGGAGAACAGAAUAAAUAAUUUUUUGUUAUAUUACUGUGUAUUUGUAUCUAAACUAAUGUUAAAAUUUUGAGGAUUUAUAUAUUCAUUUAUUUAUAUGCAUAAACACACAAAAAAUGUAAAGGCGGCACAUAUUAAAUAAUGUACUGGUUAUACUGCAUGGUAUUAUGUUUACAUCAAACUGUCACAACUGAUAAAAAAAUGUAGAAAGUUAGAAUUUGAACACAUUUAAUGAGACAUAUGAAUUUGCAUAUGAAAUUCUUUGCAGAUGUAGUGUGUAUAUAUACAAUCAUAUAUUCAUUAUAUAAUUGUAUAAAUAUAGAUAAUUAGCAGUAGCACCUUAACUCAGUAGGUAAGCUCUGUUGCUUCAAAUGUCCACCAUUCUCUGUGUUGAGUCUGUGUAUUUUCACUUUGUCAUGUAGGUUUCUGAUUUCCUCCUGUAGUCCAAAGACACACAGUUAAGCCAAAUGGCAUCUUUAGAUUGCCAGUAAUGUCUGAUGAUUUGUGUGUAAGUGCCCUGCGGAGGACUGGCAUCCCAUCCAGCGUGCAGCCCAAGUUUGUGCUCUGUGCUGCCUGGCUCUCUGUAACCCUGAUCAGAAUAACUGCUUAGAGGCUCAGUUGUCCUUUUCAAUUUUUCCAUUAUCAUGUGCUUUUUGAUGCUUUGUAUUUCGUAUACAAAAAUUAUGAUCAAAUAUACAGAGUAAAUACAAA
Paramormyrops kingsleyae is the source of this 2748-nucleotide messenger RNA. RefSeq lists its product as uncharacterized. The record is from RefSeq and is a predicted model, not a curated record. Gene Ontology annotation, molecular function: protein binding. Gene Ontology annotation, cellular component: plasma membrane. NCBI's taxonomy places the organism in Eukaryota, Metazoa, Chordata, Actinopteri, Osteoglossiformes, Mormyridae.